AAAAAAAUCAUUGCCUCUAAAAUCUUCUCACUUGGAAAAAAAAAACAGAGUUCCCUGUUUCAUUUUGUGACACACUCUUUGCUUUGAACACCAAAAGCAAUAAAGAAGAAAAAUAUCUUCACCUGAAGCAACAUCAUGAGGAACCUCUCAAAGUUGAACAAGAUGUUCCUCUGUUUUCGCCCCGUCUUGGACAUCGAUGACAUGGUCGAUAAAGAUGGCAGCAUCAAGCCGGAAAACAAAACAUUGUUAUUUCCGAAAGGGUCCUCCAAGUUCUCUCAGGGAUUGAGGAUCAUGCAACAACCUCCCAAGAAAACCAUUAUUCGAGUCUUCCAAACCAUAUUGAAUCGAAGAGCAAGCCAGAAGAAGAACCGUUACAAUCGCAUCACUGAUUCUUUUGGCGCUUUAGAAACGAAAUCUUUUCUCAAAUCACCUUUGUCAACUCGUCCUUCGACUCCAAAAGCAACGACUUCAUCAUCAUCCUUAGAAUCAAAGAACUUACAAACAAAACAAGAACAAAAAAGAACAACACAAGUGAAAAAGCAAACCAAGUUUGAAUCGUAUGGAAUAUACUUGAUUCUCAUGAGUCUGUUAUUCACCGUAAUUUGGGGCAAGCUUGUAGGCAUUAUUCUAACAUCAAUGUGGCUAUACCUUAUCAUCACACUUUGCAACUCACCAAGCUACUAUUGCUCCCAAAAGAGGCUCCAAAGAUGUUCAUAUCCAACAGGGAUAGAUCACAGGGGCAAUUACGGAAAGUGCUACUCCAAGCAUCAUAAUUAAUGUGGGAACUCUUCUUCUUCAUAAUAAUUGAGUGUUUUGUUUAACUUGUAACAGUUUUAGUAGUGACAUUUUAGGGAAGGAUUUGAUUUGACUUGUGAGAGGGAUGCAUAGAAGUAGCAGCAGACAGCAGUUGUUCAUUUAAUUAGGGUUCUGAAUUCUGACAUUGUAGAUAUCUAACAUGUGUAAGGAGAUAGAUGUAGUUAAUGGAAUUCGAUUCGAUAGGAAUUUGGUUGGUUGUAAAGAAUGCUGGACCGGAGUAUAUUAAUGUCAAUGUUCUUUCAACUAAAA
Molecule: messenger RNA, 1065 nt
Organism: Arachis duranensis
Lineage: Eukaryota; Viridiplantae; Streptophyta; Magnoliopsida; Fabales; Fabaceae
Exons: 2
Coding region: 136-777 (213 amino acids)
Source: RefSeq, a predicted model, not a curated record